Aspergillus brunneoviolaceus CBS 621.78 is the source of this 1189-nucleotide messenger RNA. RefSeq names its product glutathione S-transferase. The transcript is spliced from 3 exons. NCBI's taxonomy places the organism in Eukaryota, Fungi, Ascomycota, Eurotiomycetes, Eurotiales, Aspergillaceae. Bases 315 to 1121 code for a protein of 268 amino acids. The record is from RefSeq and is a predicted model, not a curated record.
CAGCUCACCCACUCCUCAUUUCAAGGAAUAAAGGUGCAGCACACUAAGCAGCAGCAUGUGAAAGACCCCUCGCCAAAAAAAAACAUUCGCCGAUCUCAUCAUCCCCGAAAAUUGGGGAAAGACUGUCCCAAAGACUGGAACAAAGAACACAACGGCAACCCCACCGCCAUGACGCAGUAUCACAGGUUCUACGCCUACAUCCGAGGUUCCUUUCACCAGCGUCCGAGCCUUAAAUGAUAACACCCCUUUUCCCUUGCACAUCCAAUCGCUUCUACACCCACCACACCGUGACAAACUCCAGAACAGAACGCAAAAUGACCGACCCCAACAAAGGCGCCAAAAUCACCCUCUACUGGCUCGCGCAAUCCCGCUCCCACCGCAUCCUCUGGCUCCUCGAAGCGCUGCACCUCACCUACGAGCUGAAGAUUUACCACCGCGGCGCCGACAAGCUCGCGCCCCGCGAGCUGAAGGAGAUCCACCCGCUGGGCAAAUCCCCGGUGCUCACCGUGCAGCCCGCGGCCGCCGCCGUCUCCGGGCAAGAAGGCGAUGGCAACUCCAAAAAGCCCAUCGUGCUGGCCGAAUCCGGCCUGAUCAUCGAAUACCUCCUCGACCACUACGGCGCCAACGCCGACGCCCCGCUGAUCCCGGAGCGGUAUGCCGCUGCUGCAACCGAAACAGUCGGCGGCGAGACUGACUCGUGGCUGCGGUAUCGGUACUACAUGCACUACGCGGAGGGCUCGCUGAUGCCGUUUCUGGUCAUGCAGUUGGUGAUGGAUACCGUCAAAAACCCGCCCAUCCCGUUCUUCCUCAAACCCCUGCCGCGGGUGGUGGCCGGGCAGGUGGAGAAGGCGUUUCUGAAUCGCAAUAUCGCCGCGCAUCUGGAUUUUCUGGAGGAGCAGCUGCGCACGAGUCCCGGGGGUGGGCCGUACCUGUGUGGGACGGCGCUGACGGCGGCGGAUAUCAUGAUGAGUUUUCCGGUGAUUGCGAUGGCGGGCCGGCUGUCGAUGGAGGGGUAUCCGGAGUUGAGUCGGUAUGCGGAGUUGUUGCAGAAGGAGGCGGGGUAUGUGGCGGCUUGUCGGAAGAUUGAGGAGGUGGAUGGGAAGUUUGAGGCGUCUCUUUAGGUCUUUGCCUCUCUAGGUCUAGGUGUUGAGCGUGAUGAAGUGGUUGUAUGUAUGUAUUUCAGGAUCUU